This is a messenger RNA of Phyllostomus discolor (pale spear-nosed bat), 6078 nucleotides long. It is a transcript of the gene MACC1, whose product is annotated as MET transcriptional regulator MACC1. Bases 85 to 2640 code for a protein of 851 amino acids. The record is from RefSeq and is a predicted model, not a curated record. The transcript is spliced from 6 exons. Lineage: Eukaryota; Metazoa; Chordata; Mammalia; Chiroptera; Phyllostomidae. Gene Ontology annotation, cellular component: cytoplasm.
AGGAAAAGGGGAGAUGGACGGGAAGGGACAGGAAGAGCUCCUGCUGGACAGCUUGGAAGUUCCUUUGGGCCGCUAGGUGGAAAAAUGUUAACCAGUGAAAGAGCCCAUUUUUGGUCAGGAGGUGCUCCACGAAGUAGGUCUGCAGGAAAUUUGAUUGACAUGGAAGCCCCAAAACCCUCCAAAAAGUGCAAUAUCGCAGAAUGUCCAGACCCAAGCUUGCUUCUCAGCUGGCCAGAUGCUUUCACACUUCAUGGCAAUAAUGUUUCCAAAGCUACAAAUCCAUUCUGGAAUGAACUGUCUGCCUCUAACCCAUUUUUGGAUGAUAUAACUCAGCUAAGAAAUAACCAGAAGAAAGGUAAAGUUUCCAUCUUGAAGGAAGAUCCUUUUCUUUUUUUUAGAGAAAUAGAAUCUGGAAAUUCUGUAGAUUCCUCUGGCAAUGAACUUGAUGUGCACCGAUUGCUUAGGCAGUCUUCCUCGAGGAAGUCAGCGAGAUCUAAAAGUGUUUCAGAACUUUUGGACAUUUUAGAUGACACAGUGCACUCCCGUCGGAAUAUACAGAACUCUGACCAGAUCCUAGAACAAGAUUUGGAAUGGCUUCAGAAUGAUCGAGAGGCUUAUAAAAUGGCUUGGUUAAGUCAACGCCAGCUGGCCCGCUCCUGCCUGGAUUUGAACACAAUCAGUCAGAGCCCCGGAUGGGCACAAACGCAAGUGGCAGAGACUGUCAUCGUUUGUCAAUUAAACCACCAGGGAGGGUCAGUACAGUUACCUGAAUCAGAUAUCACUGUUCACGUGCCCCACGGUCAUGUAGCUGUGGGAGAAUUCCAGGAAGUAUCCCUAAGGGUUUUUCUUGAUCCUCCACAAAUGCUUAAUCAUGAUCACUCAUGCACUGUAAGCCCACUGUUGGAAAUCAUGUUAGGCAACCUUAACACAAUGGAAGCCAUUUUGCUGGAGAUGAAAAUCGGCGCUGAAGUGAGAAAGGAUCCUUUCAGCCAAGUCAUGACAGAAAUGGUGUGUUUACACAGCCUGAGUAAAGAAGGCCCUUUCAAAGUGCUGAACAGCUGCUACAUUUAUAAAGACACCAUCCAAGUCAAGCUAAUAGAUUUGAGUCAGGUGAUGUAUCUGGUGGUUGCUGCACAAGCUAAAGCUACUCAGUCACCAGCUGUCACCAUUUGGGAUUAUAUCCACAAAACCACCUCGGUUGGAAUUUAUGGGCCCAAACAUAUCCAUCCCCGUUUCACUACUGUUUUCACAGUUUGCGGACACAGUUAUUUGCCAGGAAAGCUGACAAUCUCUGAUAUUAGGAAGGGUAGAAAAAACACAUCUCCAGUUGUGUUUCAGCUCUGGGGGAAGCAUUCAUUCUUACUUGACAAGCCACAAGAUUUAAAUAUUUCUGUUUUUUCAUGUGAUCCUGAUUUUGAAGUAAAGGCAGGUGGAGAAAAAGGAAUUAAACAAAAGCAGUUGCAAGCAAGUCAAGUAGUUCAUCACCAAUUUUUAUUUUCUUUGGUUGACUCCAGGGAAAUGCACUUGUUUGUUUUCCGUGUUCAGCUGGAGCCUGCCGAUGGCAGGCCGGUUGCACAGUUCUGUGUCACUACGCCUGACCCAGCUCCAAACCUAAAGAGACGCUCAAAUCUGCCAGGUGGUUUGCAGAAGGGGAAGGAAAUCAGGUCUGCUCCUUCAUUACCAACACUGCAUGUUAAAUAUCCCACCUUUCAAGACAAAAAGUUGAACUUUACCAAUUAUGGAGUAACUCUGAAGACGGUGCUAAGAAAAAAGAAGAUUGACUAUUUACUUGAAUAUUUCAAAGGAGACACAAUAGCUCUCCUUGGAGAAGGCAAGGUCAAAGCCAUUGGACAGUCCAAAGUGAAAGAAUGGUAUGUGGCAGUCUUGAGAGGUAAGAUUGGACUUGUACAUUGCAGAAAUGUCAAGGUGAUUGCAAAGGAACAAGUAAUGCCAGUGACAGAUAGUGUCUUCACUACAAAGAGCCUCCUUGAACAAAUUGUCCUGCCCUUUAAGAAACUGACUUAUAUCUACUCAGUUGUAUUGACCUUGGUGUCAGAAAAAGUUAAUGAUUGGAAAGCUUUAGCUGAUGUCCUGGGUUACUCACAUAUGGCACUGGAAGAUUUUGAUCGAACACAAGCAGACAAAGAAUCAGAAAAAGUGUCUUACAUUUUAAAGAAGUUGAAGGAAGAUUGCCAUGCAGACAGGAAUGCCAGAAGGUUUCUUUAUGAGCUUGUUGUGGCUCUGCUGAAGAUGGAUCGCCAGGGGUUGGUGGCUCACAUCAUCCAAGAGGCCACUAUCCUGACUUCAGCUGUCAAGCUGGGCAAGGGCUGGAGGGAACUAGCUCCAAAAUUAGCACGACUCACAAAGAAACAAAUGGAAGCAUAUGAAGUUCCUCACCGAGGAAAAGCUGGGCAUGUCGCUGUUGAGAUGAUGUGGAAGCCGGCCUACGAUUUUCUCUACGCUUGGGGAGCUCACUGCGGAAUCAGCUGCAGGGACGUGUUACAAGACCUUCAGUCGGCGUUGGACAGAAUGAAAAACCCUGUGACCAAACAAUGGCGAGACUUAACCGGAGCUUUAAUACUAGUGCAUUCUUUAGAGCUUUUAAGAGCAACUGCAUUCUCCACUUCUGAGGAAGUAUAGAAAUGAAGGAUGCAAACGUCAGGCCGCUUUGUUGUUGAGGAAGGAAAGAAAAACCUUCUCUCCCUUUCAAAGCUACUUUUAACUUAAGCAAAAACAAAGGGCCGUUAGCAUAAUUACAUCAUGCAGAUACCCAGAUAAACUAGAAGCUGGCGACGUGAACAAUGAAGUUUUACCAGGAGGCAGGCAGGGACAGAGGAGAAGCCAACGCAAGCUUUGUGGACCAACCGGCACCAGUCUGCAGGGCUCCUGCCUCUCCUCUCUUCUCUCUCUGUGGCGAGUGCGGCCAUUAUUCCCAUUUUCCGUGUGAAGAAACUAAGAAUUGGAGAUGAUGCUCAGGGUUAUAAUAGCUAGUGUGAAGUAGGUUUUUUCUCUGCAAAACCUGGUUCUAUUUUUUUUAAAAUCCAGAGUGCAUAGUAAAAUAGUAAAAAAAAAUAAAAAAUGCAUAUUAAAACUUAACUGAAACUCACUGCUCUUGUCCACCAUCUCUUGAAAGACAGCCAGAUGGAAUAUGUGACUUAUCGGAAAUCUGUUGCUUCAAAUAUGAACUGGAGUUUUCACCACCCUCCUCUGGCAUCUCAGGGCCUAGCUAACCCUGGGACUUUCUUCAGGAUUAUAAUGUAGAAUAUAGUUCGUCAACUCUCAGGGAUUUUUAGUACUAAGGGUGAUAUAAAAAAAUAAAUUUGACUUAUCACUCUUGAAUACCAUAGUCUUAACCAGCAAAAACACUGAUAUCUGUAUAUGUGGAUGUGCACAUGCUCACGUGAAUGUGGGUGUGCACCAGCGCGUUUCAUAAUGGUUUUGGAAGGCAAAGAUAAAAUAGGAAUUUGGGCCAGGAUACAGAGUAUCUCCUGGCAGAGAGUUCACAAAGAUAUGGUUUGUGCUUAUGCAUAUGUCAGUCCUCUGGCUACCUGCCAGCAUUCAUGUGCUUUGGCCAAUCAUUCAUUUAUUGUCAUUCAAUCGAUGGAGGGAAUGAGUGUUCCUACUUGUGGCAGGCACGUAGAUGCUUAGGUCAGUGACGGGAAAAUAAAACCAGCACCAUCCUCGACUUCAGUAUUGCUGAGUGAUGGAUACGGAUAAUAAUGAACACUUAUACAGUUCAAUGUAAAUGGCAUCUGUAAUAACAGCUACAGUGGAGAGGCUGGGAUGCCAAGAGGUGUAAGAUGGGGCCACGUCCUGAAUUGGAGGGAUCAUGUAAGUUUUCCCUGGGAAAGAAAUGAUGAGCCUGAAAGAGGAGGAUCAGGCUUUGCUUCCAGUCUGGGGAUGGAGGGAGCUGGAGCUCCUCAGUGCACUGAAGCCCGCAGGCAGGAGGGGAGCUCCGGCAGGCAGGGGCUGGGUGGGGCAAAGGGUGAAACAGAGAAAGAAGGAAGGACACACCUUCAGAGGUUUUGAGCACAAGCCAAGUAAGGAUUUUGUUUUGGGAUCCUGAAUAAAACAUGCCCAUUUGGCUGAAAAGUGAAAAGCAGAAUCAUUUUAGAGCUUUUAAUACAUCCACCCUAGGGUAUUUGGUAUGAUGGCAAAAGAAACCUGAAUUAGGGUUUAAGAACUAUCUUUGUGGCUUUCAAUAUUUAUAUGUGAUGAUAAGAGAACAAAGCCUUCCCAAGGAGUUAUAGACAUGCAUUCAAGGACGGAAUUCAUUUUAGUUUAAAAUAAAUUCUAGGAGAGGAAAAUAAAAAAUGACUUGAAGUUCAGGGCACCAGUAUUUUAGUAGUAUUUUGUUUUCUUUAGAACAUUCUUGGAAUCUUAUUAAGAUGUCAGCAAACCAGAGAACAUGGGGAAGGAACAGUAAGGAAUUAAUAACUGGGUUUCCCCAGGCUCUGAGAUCUGAGAAGACAGAGAUCUCGUUAGCUGAUUAGGAUAGUAAGAUUAAACAAAUCACUUCAGAUGUACAUUGUAUCCUAUGUUGUGAAUGUGGCUGGGAAGUUUAAAAAGAGUUUAAAAAUGAAAAAUGUGAUCUUUGCAAUGUAAGAAAGAAGCAAUGGUUUAUAUGUUAAUAUACACAAAGAUAUUUUAUAAUCUUGUAAUAAAUCAUUUCAGACAAAUUUUAAACCCAUGACCGAACAUACUCUUCUUAUAUAUUCUACUAUUUUAUAAAUCAUUUCUAGUUUUCUGAGUUUUAUAGUUUUUUUUCCAUAAUGGAUUUUCACAAUCAGGGAAGAUUAACUCAGUAAUCAUGAAUUGCCUUUCAUUUUUGGCAGCAAAUCAAGGGAAUUAAUAAGGCACUUAAAUCCCAUCCUUGACAUCAUUAAAAACAUCAAAAAUGAUUAAUCUAAAACGUCUUUAAGCAUUUUGGAAGUGAAAAAGCAUAGAGAGUUCUCUCAUUUCCUCAGGCUUUGUUUGUAAUGAUGCCUUGGGAUGAGAUUUCAGUUCAGUGUUCAGCUUGCAGCGUGCCAGCUUUCCCGAGUGAGCCUCACCCCUCUACCUCCUCCUGUUCAGGUCUUAGUAGGAAGGCCAGUGAAGGAGGUGCGUGCAGUAGUGGGUAUCAGUAAUGGAUGCAGCACAUCGCAUGUCCGGCAAUGCAGAAAAUAGUACAGGAAGUUUUGAACUUGGGGACGACUAGUUUUUUGGAAGGAGCAGAAUGCACUACAUUAAUGGAUGGUGUUGGUCUAAGAAAUAUCGUGGCUAGUAAACAGCUUUGAAUAUGUGAUAUGCAAGUACAAGAGAGAAAAUAUGCUGGAAAUCAUACAAUACUAUAACUAGAAAUUCCAAAAGUUGAGUUUUCAUACUGUGCUACUGUAACUUAUACUUUCUGUAAUUUUUGUAACGCCUAAGGAAUAUUUGAAACGAUUCAAAAGAAAAAGAGAAUAAUGAAAAAUUAUGCUGUUGGAGGCUUUUCUAAUUAAAAUAGAUCUUUUUUCUUCUUAUACAUAGAAACUCUUCCCUGUUCUUCUCUAUGAAGUGUCUCCUCCAUGUGUUGCUAUAUAGCUGAGUGAGCGACGAUCCAGGAGUCAUAUGUUGCCAUUACACUAGGUGGGGUUAAUCUGAAGACAUUUUUAAGAAUAAAAUAGUCACCUGGAGAGUUUGCUGGAACUCAGACUGCUGGGACCCACCCCAGAAUUUCUGACUCAGCGGGUCUCAAGCGGUGCCUGAGCAUUUGCAUUUCUGACAAGUCCCCAGGUGGUGCAGAUGCUGCUGGUCCAGGGACCCCAACUUGAGAAGCACUGCAUUAAUUUCCUUCAUUCCUAUGGAAACAGAAGAAUCUCUGAUAAACUACAAAAACUAACUUUUAGAUACAUAAAAUUCUGUCAUUUCAUUAGAGAAAUAAUUUUUAAAUUGUAAAAGAAAACAAACAAACCCAAAUCACAUUUAUUUAUAUAAAGGGAACUUUUUCAAAAUGAAGUAAGACCCUGAAAAAUAGUAAUUUUGAUUAUAAAACUAGUUAAAAUAACUAGGAUCUGCCUCUCUUUCCAAAUGUAAUGAUGUUUGAAUGAAAAUAGAUUA